UUUGGUGAUACAGAUGUUAUAAAGUCAGUAUCAGUGAUGGAGGGAGAUUCUGUCACUCUAAACACUGAUGUUAAAAUGCAGCGAUUUGAUCACACACUGUGGAUGUUUGGACCUCAAGACACUCGUAUAGCAGAAAUCCACAGACAGAACAUCUAUAUAGAUGCCACUAAUACAACAUUUGAGAAAAUACUCCAGAUGGACAGACAAACUGGAUCUCUGAUCAUCAGAAACAUCAGAACUGAACACUCUAGACUUUAUAAACUAACCAUCAUCAAAGCUGGGGUCACAUACAAGAGUUUUUCUGUUGCUGUCUAUGCUCCUCUUCCCAUUCCUGUCAUCACCAGAGACACUUCAAACUGUUCUUCAUCAUCUAAACGUUCAUCCGUGUCCAGAUGUUCACUGCUGUGUUCAGUGGUGAAUGUGAGUCAUGUGACUCUCUCCUGGUUCAAAGGAAACAGUUUAUUGUCCAGCAUCAGUGUGUCUGAUCUCAGCAUCAGUCUCUCUCUUCCUCUGGAGGUGGAAUAUCAGGAGAAAAACACCUACAGCUGUCAUCUGAUCAACAAUCCCAUCAGCAACCAGACUCAACACAACAUCAACAUCACUCAACUCUGUCACACGUGUCCAGAACUCAUGCAACAGUCACAUUCAGUGGGAUUAUCGGUUAUAGUGAUACUGGUCUUGGCUGUAGUUGUGGGGAUGAUAUACUUACAGCACAGGAAAUGCAAACAAGUAAGAUCAGAAGAUCUGAGAAUCAUACAAAAGCAAAGCAUGUCAGAAUACACACAAAUCAUCUACUGCCUUCAGAAGGAAGACCUGCCACAGGUCUGUAAGCAGUUCAUCUGA
Onychostoma macrolepis is the source of this 843-nucleotide messenger RNA. RefSeq lists its product as uncharacterized. The transcript is spliced from 5 exons. The coding region runs from base 37 to 843 and encodes 268 amino acids. NCBI's taxonomy places the organism in Eukaryota, Metazoa, Chordata, Actinopteri, Cypriniformes, Cyprinidae. The record is from RefSeq and is a predicted model, not a curated record.